Messenger RNA from Oncorhynchus nerka (sockeye salmon), 3528 nucleotides. RefSeq names its product piggyBac transposable element-derived protein 4-like. The transcript has 2 exons. NCBI's taxonomy places the organism in Eukaryota, Metazoa, Chordata, Actinopteri, Salmoniformes, Salmonidae. Gene Ontology annotation, molecular function: zinc ion binding. Bases 1769 to 3487 code for a protein of 572 amino acids. The record is from RefSeq and is a predicted model, not a curated record.
UAUUUACAAUUUAGCAAAUUAACACUGGAGUGAUAGAUGAGCAGAUGAUGAUGUGCAAGUAGAAAUACUGGUGUGCAAAGAGCAGAAAGUACAUGAACCCUCCCGUUGUCUCGGCGGGUCAGAGUGACCCCGGGCAGGGGAGUUGAUCACCCGUAUCUGUAUGGGUCAGAGUGACCCUGGCAGCCUUAUCAAGGUGUACGUUGUAACCCUCCUACCCCUGUCUGGGCCGGGUCAUAGUGACCCAACACUACCACCUGGUGGAUACUAGUCAAACAGCAAGGUGUAUGUUGUAACCCUCCCACCCCUGUCUGGGCCGGGUCAUAGUGACCCAACACUACCACCUGGUGGAUACUAGUCAAACAGCAAGGUGUAUGUUGUAACCCUCCCACCCCUGUCUGGGCUGGGUCAUAGUGACCCAACGCUACCACCUGGUGGAUACUAGUCAGACAGCAAGGUGUAUGUUGUAACCCUCCCGCCCCUGUGUGGGCGGGGUCAUAGUGACGUCAGAGUGACCCCGGGCAGCUUUACGAGUUGAUCCCCCGUGUCUGUGUGGGUCAGAGUGACCCUGGCUGCCUUAGCAAGGUGUAUGUUGUAACCCUCCCACCCCUCUCUGGGCUGGGUCACAGUGACCCAACACUACCACCUGGUGGCUACUAGCCAAAGGUCCUGCCCCAGAAUUGACACCCACCACAUUCCGGGCAAGGGCCCUGUGUGCGAAGUGACAGGCCCGUACUGCCCUUGGGCCCCGUGUGAGUUUGGGUAUUGAUUCUAAAAACGCCCCCCCUGCUACACUGUCUUCCCUUGGUUGUGGAUAUUGUGCCUUUUGGGUAUGGUUGCUGUUACAAUACCAGAGUCAGAGUGACCACGGGCAGCGUUUACGAGUUGAUUUUCCCAUGUCUGUGUGGGUCAGAGUGACCCUGGUAGCCUUAGCAAGGUGUAUGUUGUAACCCUCCUACCCCUGUCUGGGCUGGGUCAGAGUGACCCUGGCCCUGUGUUACGAGUUGAUUCCCCCGUGUCUGGGCUGGGUCAGAGUGACCCUGGCCCUGUGUUACGACUUGAUUCCCCUGUGUCUGUGUGGGUCAGAGUGACACUGGCAGCCUUAGCAAGGUGUAUGUUGUAACGCUCCUACCCCUGUCUGGACCGGGUCAGAGUGACCCUGGCACCACUUGUCCACAAGAACUCAGUGCAAGAACUCGUUGCAAUCACACGGGGAGGCCAGCCAAGCGUACCGGAUGGACCGAAGGGCCCGAAGGAGCAGACUGGGCAGACAACGCGCGUCGUCCGUUGGCGUGCCUCGUCCCAUUCACGUGGCCAGUGUAAGCUGGCCGUAGAGAGGCUACUAAUAUUGUCAGGAAGAAGAAGAAGAAAGAAGAAGACGAGGACAACGACGAGGAGGAAUAGGACCCCGCCGAGCGUGAGCCCUCCGCCUACGACUGUAAGCCGGCCGUACAGAGGCUACUAAUAUUGUCAGGAAGUAGAAGAAGAACAAGGAGAAGGAGAAGAAGAUGAGGACCAUGAUGAGGACGAUGAUGACGACGACGAGGAGGAAUACGACCCCGCCGAGCGUGAGCCCUCCGCCUAGGACGCCUGGCAGUCCUUGUUUCAGCGCGGCUGAGGUCCUGGAACAGAUAUCCUCCAGUGUCGACCAAGAAGACGAAGAAGACUACUGCGAUUCCGAAGAGGAGGAUGUUUUGGAAGAUGAAGACGGUGAGGAAUACAACCCCGAGCGUGAUGCGGACGACUACGACCUCGACUCGGCCUCGCCGUCAUGCUCCUCUUCAGAGGAAGAGGGGGAGCGAGAGGGAGACACGGCCGCUGCCCGAGAGCGAGACAGAGAGCCAGAUCGAGACAGAGCCAGAGAGCCAGAGCGAGACAGAGAGGACGCGGCGGCAGCCGCCCGAGGCCAAAGGGAGACGUUGCUGUCAAAGAACGGCAAAAUCAAAUGGUCCUCCGUGGCCUAUCGCGGCCCGGACCGGCCCCGCGCCAUCCGCCGCCCCGGCCCCGUCGUGACGCCGGGGCCUACGCCGCAUCGCGAGCACUCGACAUCGAGUCCACCUUCCAGCUGUUUGUCACACCGGCGAUAGAAAGGAUAAUUGUGGACAUGACAAAUCUGCAGGGGGUGAGAAAAUACGGCGACGGCUGGCGACCCAUGGACUCCACCGACCUGCGCGCCUACGUAGGGCUGCUGAUCCUAGCCGGCGUCUACAGGUCCCGAGGCGAGGCCGCGGCCAGCCUGUGGGACGCCGAGAGCGGCAGGACCGUGUUCCGCGCCACCAUGCCGCUCAAGGUGUUUCACAAGUACUCGAGGCUGCUGCGAUUCGACGACCGCCAGUCGAGACCCGCGAGACUCGCCACCGACAGACUGGCGGCCAUAAGAGAGGUAUGGAACCUGUGGGAGGAGCGGCUGCCGGCCCUCUACAACCCGGGGCCCGACGUGACGGUGGACGAACAACUGGUCCCGUUCAGAGGACGCUGUCCUUUCCGACAGUACAUUCCCAGCAAGCCGGCCAAAUACGGCAUCAAGUCGUGGGUGGCCUGCGACGCCAAGUCCAGCUACGCUUGGAAGAUGCAAGUCUACACCGGCAAGGCGGCCGGCGGUGGCCCCGAGAAGAACCAGGGCGCCCGCGUCGUCCUCGAUCUGACCCAGGGACUGCCGGCCGGUCACAACGUCACGUGUGACAAUUUCUUCACCUCCUACGAACUGGGCCAGCGGCUCCUCGAGAGGAACCUCACCAUGGUGGGCACGGUGAGAAAGAACAAGGCCGAGCUCCCGCCCGCGCUGCUCGAGUCAAAGGGCAGACAGGUCCUGUCCUCCAGGUUCGCCUUCACGCCCACCGCCACUCUAGUGUCCUACCUGGCAAAGAGAAAUAAGAACGUGCUACUUCUGAGCACGCUGCACGCGGAGCCCGACGUUAGCGAUCGCCGCGACCGGAAGCCGGCCCUCAUCCUAGACUACAACUGCAACAAGGGCGGCGUGGACAACCUAGACAAGGUGGUCGGCACCUACAGCUGCAGACGGAUGACCGCCCGCUGGCCCCUGGUCAUCUUCCACAACAUCCUCGACGUGUCCUCCUACAACGCCUUUGUCAUAUGGCGAGAGAUCAAGCCCGACUGGAUGCCUGGGAAGAGGAACAAGAGGAGGGUGUUCCUGGAGCAGCUCGGAAAGGCACUCGUCAAGCCCUUGAUCCAAAGAAGGCAUCGUCUCCCCCGCACCCAAGCCGCGUCCGCACUUGUCAAAGUCCUACAGAGUGCCACCGCCGAGGCUCGUCCGCCAGCCCGGGAGCAAGCCGCUGGCCCGGCCGCCGCCGCCCCGGCCGCCCCGCCGGUGGUGAGUAAGAGGAAGAGGUGUCAGCUCUGCCCACCCAAGAAGGACGCCAAGACACACACCACGUGCUGUAGGUGUAAAAAAUACAUCUGCAAAGGCUGUUCACACGCGUACUGUCACACUUGUGCCCACUGGGCCUUUAGCCAAGACGGGACAGGGUGACCCGGGGGGGACACUGUGUGGUAGGCAUAAUAGGAGGACAA